Messenger RNA from Aspergillus tubingensis, 576 nucleotides. RefSeq names its product 40S ribosomal protein eS10. The record is from RefSeq and is a predicted model, not a curated record. Bases 1 to 576 code for a protein of 191 amino acids. Gene Ontology annotation, cellular component: cytosolic small ribosomal subunit. The transcript is spliced from 4 exons. Lineage: Eukaryota; Fungi; Ascomycota; Eurotiomycetes; Eurotiales; Aspergillaceae. Gene Ontology annotation, molecular function: structural constituent of ribosome; RNA binding.
AUGGGGAAUUACCGCACUUUUUUCUCGACCGCAGCCGCUCCACUCACAUCAACUACAUUUAAACCACCCUCUUCGCGCGUUGUCAAGGCGAUUCCCCGAAGAGCGCUAGGAACUCGCGACAAUGAAGACCGCAAGAAGAUCCACGAGUACCUCUUCCGCGAGGGUGUGCUCGUGGCCAAGAAGGACUUCAACCUUCCCAAGCAUGGCGACAUUGACACCAAGAACCUCUACGUGAUCAAGGCCUGCCAGUCCCUGACCUCCCGUGGUUUCGUCAAGACCCAGUUCUCGUGGCAGUACUACUACUACACCCUCACCCCCGAGGGUCUUGACUACCUCCGUGAGUGGCUCCACCUCCCCGCUGAGGUUGUCCCCGCCACCCACAUCAAGCAGCAGCGUUCCCACGCUCCCCCUCGUGGCAUGAUGGGCGGUGAGGAGCGUGAGCGUCGUCCCCGUGCUCCUCGUGAGGGUGGCUACCGCCGCCGCGAGCAGGAGAACAAGGAGGGCGGUGCCCCCGGCGAGUUCGCUCCCAGCUUCCGUGGUGGAUUCGGCCGUGGCCGUGGUGCUCCCUCCUCCUAA